Molecule: messenger RNA, 2115 nt
Organism: Lotus japonicus
Lineage: Eukaryota; Viridiplantae; Streptophyta; Magnoliopsida; Fabales; Fabaceae
Exons: 1
Coding region: 78-1952 (624 amino acids)
Biological process (GO): meristem maintenance; meristem development
Source: RefSeq, a predicted model, not a curated record
GAUGGUCUAAGUAGAAAAAAUCAACUCUUCAACACCAGAUUCUCUAAGUACUAGUGGUGAUAUAUAGUGGUUUUCAUAUGAUAGCCAUGAAUGAACCAUUGGAGACCAUCAUGGAGGCAAGGGAAGAUUUCAUGGUUUCACCAGCUGGUGAUAGUGAACCAACUUUCAGAACAGCCCAUUUUCUGAAACCCUUUGCUACCUCCAUUGAUGGAAAAGUUUCUGAGGCUCUCUCAUCCUCUUUGCAACUCAGGUUUGAACCAAAGGAGUGCCCUUUGAGAGUCUAUUUCAAUGGGUGGCGCAACACUCAUGAGAGAUGGAACAGCUGGGUGGAUGCACUUCAUCUCAAGUAUGAAGCUGUGUGGAAGAAAGUUGGAAUCUUUGAAGCUGUCAUAAACACCAAGUGCUACAUUGUGAGAAAUCAUGACUUGGCAUUUGGGGUUGCAGAAAAAUGGUGUUCUAAGACAAACACCUUUGUGUUUCCAUGGGGUGAGGCCACAAUCACAUUGGAGGAUGUCAUGGUUUUGGGGGGUUACCCUGUUCUUGGUGAUCCUGUUUUCACCUCACUUCAGAACCAGGAAAUGAAAGAAGCAGAACAAAAAUUGAUUCUUGCAAGACAAGAACCUUGGAUGGGUAAAAAAGGUAAGACCUUCACUUCAACAUGGAUAGAUUUUUUCAUGAAUAGUGGGAGUGAUAUUGAGCAUGAAGCAUUCCUUGCUACUUGGUUGUCAAUGUUUGUUUUCCCUCACAAAACAUUUGUAAAACGGUCUCUAUUCCCUAUUGCUAUUCUUCUAGCUAGAGGGAGUCCCAUAGCUUUGGCACCAGCAGUUUUGGCUAGCAUAUAUAAGGAUUUGUGUUUGUUGAAAGAAUUAAUAGCUGAUUUGACAAAAAAUCCAGUAGUUGGUGAUAAAAAGCACAUGGGUUUAGAUGUUACUCUUGAGUCACCCUUUUACUUGGUUCAAAUUUGGGUGUGGGAAAGGUUCCAAAAUUUGCAGCCAGAGCCCAAUUUAACCAACAAUGUAGACACUGCACUGUUUAGGUGGCACAAGGUGAGGGGCUUGAAAAUAGACAAUGUGAGGCUGGCACUAGAUUCAGCUAUUGAUGAUUUUCUUUGGCGUCCAUAUGUUAGAUUUGCUGGUAAGUACAGGACAUUUUAUCCAGAAAAUGAAACUUUUGUACAAUUUGAGGCAGAUUUGGACAAAGAACUAGCCUCAUUUAUUAGAUGCACAAGAGUUUCUGAGAUUGUUGGAAUUGACUCUACCAUAAUGCAGUACCUCCCACAUAGAGUUUCUAUGCAAUUCGGAAUGGAUCAAGAUGUUCCGGAUUCUGUGCCGGUAUUCAAAAGGACUAAAGCUAUUGCUUGGGAAAAUUACUGCAGGCCCAUUUCUGAUAGGAAUUUGUAUUUUCCAUCAAGGCUUUUUGAGGCAGAUGUUACCACACGUUAUGAAAUGUGGUGGAAGCAAUCAAUAUUGCAUCAACAUGAUUUUGCUAUGAGAAGUGCAAGGCCAUCAAAUUGUGGGCCUCAUGUAGGAGAAGUAAACAAUAGUGGUGAUGAUCCUGAUGUUCCACCUGGAAUUCCUCUCAAACAAAUUAGCACAACUAUUCUUGGGAAAUCCUAUGAUCCUUCAAACACUGUGAAUGGUGAAAAUGAAAAUGUUGCUGAUGUACCUCCUGAGUUUCUUCCUAAUCGUUUGAAAAAUGUUCCUUCUGGGAAUUCUGUUCAAGAUGGUUUGAAAGAAAAAGAUAUAGCUGAACCUUCAUUAAGGAGUUUGAAGAAAGAUUCUGAAGGUGCAAAAGGGAUUAAAGCAUCAAGGAUGUCUGGUGACAAAGUAAAGCUAUCUGGGAUCCAAGGUGAAAGACAUAGCUGUGUAAAUGUAGUGGACCUUGAAGAGAGAAUUAGCAGACUUGAGGGAGUGACUGCAAAGUUAAAGAAAGCAAGGUUUGGUAACAUAUGAAAAAUUAUUUGCUCACCGCUUGUAAACAUGUGUUGUGUCCUCCUUUUGUGUGCCUUUAUUUGUUGGUUUAGCUGAUAGGUGUUCUGUAAUUUGACUCAUUUAGAAUCAAUAUCAAAAUCAAUAUCAAUAUCAAUAUAUAUUAAAAAAGAACAACUUCUAGCAU